AUAUACGCUUUCUUAUUUAAUUUAUAUAGUGCUUGAUUAGUAGUUGAAUGAAAAAUAACGCUAAAAUUGUGUUGCUAUGGGUUAGCAUUGUUUACGGUGGAUUUCAUCGUAUUUUAUUUAAUUGACAUCGAAAAUUUAGACGUGGGUCACGAAUAUUUUUGGUUUAUAUUGAACCAAUUAAUUCCUAAAUAUGAACGAUGAACAAAUUGUUUUAACAUUGCCUGAUACACAAAGUGCAGAGUCGGUAUGUUUGACUCAAUCUCAAGAGUUAUCACAAAAAAAAGUUACAGUCGUAUGGGGGAGAUUAUGUCCCAUUAAAUUACCUUUUAAAACAAUGGAAAUGACCAAGGACGUUUAUACGCUUGGUCGUUCAGAAAAAUGUGAUAUAUGUAUAACCGAAAACGAGUUAAAACCAAAAUGGCUUAGCGUAAUGAGUAAACAACACUUUAGAAUAACUAGAGAGUUCAUUAAUAGUAAUAUAAAUGAUGCAAUAAUAUAUUUAGAAGAUUUAAGCCAGAAUGGAACUUUUAUUAAUAAAGUAAAAAUAGGCCGUGGGAAGAAAGUUGUAUUGGAAAGCAACGAUGUGAUAUCUUUAGCCCAACCAAUUCUUACAGUAUAUAUAUUUAUGAGCACCAUUGCAUUUGAAAGCAACGAUUUGCCUUUAGAACUAAAAAGCAAAUAUGCAGUGUCCCGUAAACUAGGAUCCGGGGCAUGUGGAGAAGUAAAAAUGGUAUUUUCCAAAAUUGGAUGUAAAAGAUUUGCAAUGAAAACAAUUAUGAAACUGGGCGGUGCAAGCGGUCUCAGACAUCCACUGAAUGACCCAGAAAAAAUUAUGAACGAAGUGAAAAUAUUAAAAGCUUUGAAGCAUCCUUGUAUUAUUCGAUUGGAAGAGAUUGUGGAUAGUCAAAAAGCUGUAUAUAUAGUUUUAGAAUUAAUGGAAGGUGGUGAGCUAUUUGAAAGAAUCAAAAACAGAGGCAGACUAUCAGAAAAGACUGCAAAACUGAUCUUUUAUCAAGUUGUACUUGCUGUUAGUUAUCUUCAUGACUCUGGUAUAACACAUAGGGACUUGAAGCCAGAAAAUAUAUUAUUAGCUAGUGAUUCGGAUGUUACAUUAGCUAAAGUAUCAGACUUUGGUUUGUCGAAACUAGUUGAUGCACAAACUAUGAUGAAAACGUUCUGUGGAACGCCUAUGUACGUUGCACCAGAAAUAUUAUUUAAUACUGGACGUGGUUCUUAUACGAAUCAAGUAGAUGUUUGGAGUCUAGGAGUAAUAUUGUACGCGUGUUUAAGCGGUGCAGUUCCUUUUAAUUGCCAAGACAAGAAUGUUAGCUUGCAAGACCAAAUAAUGAAAGGAUAUUAUAGUUUUCCUGCUUCAAAAUUUGGACACGUCUCUGAGAAAGCUAUAAAUUUGAUUAAAUGUAUGAUGACGGUCAAUCCAAGAAAACGGAUUACCAUAAAACAAGUUUUGUUACAUCCUUGGUUACAGGAUCGUGACCUUCGAGACACUAUUGACAACUUAUUAUCGAGAGACGAUCAGGAAAAUACAAUGCCUUCAAGUGUCUCGAGGAAUUGUCAAGUCAACAGUGAAUACAAACGUAUACUAAAACGAGCGCGACUGGAUGCAUAAGUACAAAUAAUAGAAUUAAGUAGUAAUAUAUCAUCGAUAAAAAUUUACUUUCAGAAAUUUCUUAUUUUUUUUAAUAUUACGUUUACAAAAUACAAUAACACAAUUUCGAACUUUUCGUAAUGCUUUUUCAGAAAUUAAUGAGUUGCAAUCUAUUCGCUAUGUAUUAAGCGAUGUAUGCGCGAUAUAACCUGAAUAAUUUCCAGGCCAACAAAAAAGUUGAAAAAUAUACCAUAAAAGAUUAACAUUUUAGUUCAUAAAGUUGAUAAAAAAUGAGAUUAAAAGUAAUUAUA
Messenger RNA from Colletes gigas, 1917 nucleotides. RefSeq names its product serine/threonine-protein kinase Chk2-like. Gene Ontology annotation, molecular function: protein serine/threonine kinase activity; ATP binding; protein binding. Gene Ontology annotation, biological process: mitotic DNA damage checkpoint signaling; protein phosphorylation. Gene Ontology annotation, cellular component: nucleus; cytoplasm. The transcript is spliced from 7 exons. The coding region runs from base 191 to 1627 and encodes 478 amino acids. The record is from RefSeq and is a predicted model, not a curated record. Lineage: Eukaryota; Metazoa; Arthropoda; Insecta; Hymenoptera; Colletidae.